AUGGUCGUCAAGCAAGGCCAUAUUGUGCAUGUUGGUUCCGGCAAGGACGAAGAGGUUCUCCAGGUCCGAAAAACAGGACCAAUAGUCGAUUUGGGCAAUCGAGUCGUUCUCCCGGGUUUUAUCGAUGGGCAUGUACACAUUAUGAACUUCGGGAUGUCUCUGCAGAAACUGGACCUUUUGCCUUGCACAUCACUCCACGAUAUUCGACAAACCAUCGCUGUCUUUGCCGCCGCGCACAAAUCUGAUCCCCGCAUUCUCUGCCGAGGUUGGAUUCAGUCGAUCACAGAAGGCAAGGUCUUCGCCACGGAACUCGACGAUCUGGAUCCACGACCCGUCUACAUCGAAGCAUUAGACCUUCACUCGACCUGGUGCAAUACUGCAGCUCUGAAAGAGCUCCAAGUGCAAUCCAUGAGUAACCCACCAGGGGGGAAGAUCCAUCGCCAUGAAAAUGGCCAUCCUUCCGGAUUGCUUGAUGAAGGUGCCCAGUUCAAUAUUGUCUGGCCCUUUUUAACCCGCGUGGCCACUUUGGAGAAGAAGCUAGCUGCUAUUGACGCGGCCUUCGCUGCACAUAUAUCAGCUGGAUAUACUGGCUUAGUCGACAUGGCGAUGAAUGAGAAUGACUGGGAAGCAUUGAAUAUCUACCGGGAUCGACAUGGGGAGCUUCCAUUACAUGUGGCAGCACACUGGCUGGUACCCUACUCAGAGGAUCAUGCCGAAGUCUGCAGCCACAUUGACCGUGCAAUCUCUCUCCAUCGUACAUUCAAUCGCUCGACGUCUCCCGCCUUUUGUAUCAACGGAAUAAAGCUCAUCUGCGACGGAACAGUGGACGGCUGCACUGCAGGCCUACACCAGCCCUAUGGCGGGCUUUCCAAAGUUGUUGAUCCAAUAUGGCCUGCUGAGACCCUUGCGUCGGCGAUUCACCGUGCUACUGACGCUGGUCUGCAAUGUGCAAUCCAUGCCAUUGGUGAUCGAACAGUCCAACAAGCAAUUGAUUGUUUAUCUCAAAUUAGCGACCUUCCAAUUCAUCGUCAUCGCAUUGAGCAUUUGGAGCUUACUACCCCGGAAGACGCCAAACGGCUUGGUGAACUUGGAAUUGUCGCCUCGGUUCAGCCUGUCCAUCUAGACCCUGCAACAUUUGGCGCAUGGCCAGAGAUGCUCGGUCCACAACGCUGCAAGCGGGCUUUUGCCUACCGCGAUUUUGUGGAUGGUGGUGCCGCCUUGGUCUUCGGAACUGAUGCUCCGACCGCAAAACAUCUUGCAUUGCCCAAUCUUUACAACGCAACCACUCGACGGUCAGCCCUUGACCCUGACAGGGAGGAUACUGUUAACAUCGAGUAUGCUGUGUCUCUUGCUACGGCGGUAUCGGCAGCAACUACGGAGGCUGCCUAUGCAUCGUUCGCUGAUUCCUGGACGGGAAUAUUAAGGCCAGGAUUCCAAGCCAAUUUUGUAGUCCUUGAUAUGGAAUGGUCUCCGGGGAAUCUUCUUGGAGCUCGUGUGUGUCAAACGUGGUACAAGGGGCAGAAGGUCUUUGAUGCAGGGGACAACAAAUGA
Messenger RNA from Penicillium arizonense, 1551 nucleotides. Its product is annotated as amidohydrolase. The record is from RefSeq and is a predicted model, not a curated record. Gene Ontology annotation, molecular function: hydrolase activity, acting on carbon-nitrogen (but not peptide) bonds. The coding region runs from base 1 to 1551 and encodes 516 amino acids. NCBI's taxonomy places the organism in Eukaryota, Fungi, Ascomycota, Eurotiomycetes, Eurotiales, Aspergillaceae. The transcript has a single exon.